AGAAGAGAGAGUGAGUUGAGAGCUGAGAUCAAACUUCGACUUGAGAACACAGACAGUAUGGAGUAUCUCUAUGAAUCUCUCUCUUACACACACAUUGUCUCUCCAAAACCUCUAUUUAAACACGGGCUUUGCCCACCUCUUUCUCCCAUGCAACUCUCUCUCUCUCUCUACUUCAUCUUCAAACCACCCAUCAUCACUCUUCCAUAAUAACUUGUCUCUUCUUCACUUUCUUUCUCUAUCUUACAUUCUCUUCCUUUUAUAUACUUCACUACAGCAUUCCACUCUCUCGUUACCUCGCCAGUCGCCGCCUGUGUCCUGCCGUUUCUCUUCUCUCUUCUCUAAGCUGUAUAGAGCAUCUUAGUUUUUGGUAAAUAGACAUAUAUUGUUUCAGUCAUCAUUUCUUUUAUAACAUGUCUAGCCGAAGAUCGAGAUCAAGACCAUCAGGGAGUUCAAGAAUCACAGAUGAUCAGAUCCUUGAUCUUGUUACUAAGUUGCAACAGCUUCUUCCUGAGAUUGGUAAUAGGCGUUCGGACAAGGUGUCAGCUGCCAAGGUGUUGCAGGAGACAUGCAAUUAUAUCAGAAGCUUGCACAGAGAGGUUGAUGAUCUUAGCGAGAGGCUAUCUGAGCUAUUGGCGAAUACAGACACUGCACAGGCUGCCGUAAUUAGGAAUUUACUUAUGCAAUAGAGCUGAAAAUUGCUAUAGCUAGUUUGGAUUUCGUCUUACUUAAUUAAUUCCUUUGUACUUUCCUUCUUUCUUCUAGAUUUUUAUCAUCACCAGGUAGAGUACCCAGUGAGCUUGAUGUGCUUGUUCAAUGGUUAGAAAUUCCUUUUUGCAAGCUUUAUCAUCAGGUAGGCUAAGAAAUAUAAUAAAAGGGAGCUUCCAUUUUGCUGAC
Molecule: messenger RNA, 894 nt
Organism: Manihot esculenta (cassava)
Lineage: Eukaryota; Viridiplantae; Streptophyta; Magnoliopsida; Malpighiales; Euphorbiaceae
Product: transcription factor PRE3
Exons: 2
Coding region: 411-686 (91 amino acids)
Biological process (GO): regulation of DNA-templated transcription; regulation of growth
Molecular function (GO): protein dimerization activity
Source: RefSeq, a predicted model, not a curated record